GCAGCAUCCAGUUGGAAAAUGUACGCGCACUCAAACGCAACAAAAAGCGCGUGACAAAACGGGAACAGAACCACACACAGAAGGCGGAAAGAAAGGCAGAAGGAAAGAAACAGCAAGGAAUAUUCGGCAAAAAGCACACACAUACCCACACACACACCCACACCGAAACGAAUGCGUCGCGUGCUUCCCCAAAUCCCCAAUAUCCCCAUCCUUCAACACCACCCUCUGCUGCUGCUGCUGCUCCUGCUGCUGUGCGUGUCUAUAGAGUGAAAGAGAAAGAAAGAAAUUGCCGAAAAGAAAGAAGAAAGAAAAAAGUGAAUAACGGUACAAAUCAAUUGCUGUAAAUUAAAAAGCAAAUAGCCUGACAAUUAUUUGCGGUGUGUGUUUGCGGUUUGAUUUGGUUCCGAUCCGAUACUGUUUCCGGGUUCGAGUACGAUUUCGUUUACGGACACGGGCGAAUAAGCGUGCGUAUUGGCCGGACGACACAGAGAGAGCGGCCCCGUUAAGAUUUCGGUCGUCGGCGGUGGUCGGAGAGGCUCGAAGAUUUGGCGUCGCGAGCGCAUCGAAAUGACAAAUGAUCCGGACCUCGAUGACUGUGCAUUUCUAUCAGGUGGCGAAUCGAGUGGGGGCCGCCAGACGCGCACUGGAGUCGCCGUCUGCUCGCAGCGUCGGGCUCUCCUGGUGGCCGGGAUCGUGCUCGGCUCCCUCCUCCUGACGGCCAUCAUCAUUGCCUACGCUGGACCGUCGAACGACUGCUCCUGCGGGACGAAAACCGUGUCCGGCUAUGAAACGGAUGAAGAGAACAACACGCAGCCCUUCAAUCCGAUUGCCACCAACGGCGAGCCCUUCCCCUGGCUCGAGAAGAUGCUGCCCACCAGUGCCCGACCCCUGCGCUACAUGGUCACCAUUCAUCCCAACCUGACGACACUGGACGUCAAAGGCCAAGUCACCAUCGAUUUGCACAUUGAGAAGGAGACCAACUUCCUUGUCCUGCACAUCCAGGACCUCAACGUCACCGAGAAGGCCAUUGUGACCCCUGGACCGAAGGGAUACGCCCUGAAAAUUGUCAAGGUGCUGGAGUUUCCGCAGCGCCAGCAGCUCUACAUUGAGGUGAAGGAGAAGCUCAAGAAGAAGUCCAAUUACACCUUGAAUCUGCGCUGGUACUCGAAGCUGAAUCCCGAACCGGAGGGCUUCUACGUGGACCAGUACGAGAGCUCCAAUGGUGUGGAAAGAUUGCUGGCUGCCACCGUCUUCCGACCGAAUGGCGCACGACGGGCCUUCCCCUGCUUCGACGAGCCGCAUGUGAGGGCGCCCUUCCGCAUAUCCGUGUUCCGCGAUCGCUUCCACAUCGGUCUCUCCAACUCCAUUGUGCACACCACCGAAGACGUGGGCUUCUACAUGGGCACAGGAUUGCUUCGGGAUGACUUCAUUGAGACUCCUGCCUUGCCCGCCGAUGCCGUGGCUUGGGUGGUGAGCGACUUCCAGCGUGAGUCCCUGCAGCCCUCGGCCGCGUACAUACCCACCACAGCGGCUCCCUACAGCUCGGGUGCUGGAGGCAAGAAGUCCGCACAGCUGAACAACUACACGCAGCUGAAGAGCAAGAACCCGCCUGUCCGCAACAUCACUGCCCUGACGCACUCGCUCAACGUGAACCUCACGCCCCGCCAGAACCUCAGCCACAUUGCAGCGGCAGCCACCACAACGACAGCCCUGCCCGUGAGCCUCAAUGGCAACGGGAAGCCCACGAACCUCACCUCCCUGUCGCAGUCGACGAGCUCCUCCAUCAAGCGAGCGCCGUCGUACACCUUCUAUGCGCCGCGGGACCUGCUGGUGCGCUCCUCGUUUAUACUCCACACAUCGCGGGAUGUGCUCGAGUACCUGCAGACGUGGCUGGACAUUAGCUAUCCGUUGACCAAAGUGGACUUUGUGGCCCUGCCCUCGCUGGACCGCAACAUGAUCUCCUCGCUGGGUCUGGUUACGCUCAAGACCUCCUUCCUCACGGAUCCCAGCUCCAUAACCACGGAGCAGUACCAGUUCAGUGCCCUGCGCAUUGCCGAGGCCAUGGUGCGGCAGUUCUUCGGUGGCAUCACCUCCCGCAAGGUGCUCAAGGACGUGUGGCUGUGGGAGGGGCUUAUCCAGUAUCUCGGCAUCCAUGCCCUCGCCCCGCUCCAGGAGAGCUGGCCCCUGAGGGAGAUGUACCUGCUGAAGAUGGCCACAGCAGCGCUGGACAUCGACGCCAUCCAGGGCUGGGACAGCAUCAUGAACGGCACCAGCCACGAUGGCAAGAACGAGGACUUCUUUGUCCAGAAGACGGCUGCCAUCUUCUCGAUGCUGCACACGGCUAUCGGGGAGGAUCGCUUCCGGGGCUGUCUGGGCUCCUUCCUCAAGGUGAACCGCUUCAAGACCGCCGAGCCCACGGAUCUCUGGACCAUCUGCACGAAGAAAGCCAACGGCUCGAAGAACAUCAAGGACAUGAUGACCCUGUGGACCCACCAGCCCGGCUUCCCCCUGCUCACCGUCACGAAAAUGGGCAACAGCGUCUCCAUAUCACAGCGCCCCUUCCGCCCCGCCGACUUUCUAGCCAUCCACGACGACUCCUACGACGGCAACAACUACAACAAGACCACUCUGAAUGCCACCGACAUGCCCAGCACAGUGGCACCCACGCCCCAGGGCAAGCACAAGGCGGCGCCGCACAUGAAAUGGAUCUUCCCCGUCACCUAUGUGACGGACAUCAACAAUGUCAGCGAGACCCUGUGGAUGCAGAAUGUGGAUAUCAACUUCAAUGUGCCGGAGAACGUCAAGUGGAUUAAGGUGAAUGCCAUCCAAAAUGGUUACUAUCGCGUGGUCUACAACGACGACAACUGGGCAAAUCUCAUCGAGGAGCUAUCCAACAAUCCCAAGAGGUUCAGCAGCGAGGAUCGUUUGGGUCUGCUGUCCGAUGCCUUCACCCUGUGCCAUGCCAAUCUGCUGCCCUGCGAGAUCACCAUGAACAUGAUCCAGUAUCUGCCGAGCGAAACGCACUAUGGACCCAUGGCUCUGGCUCUGAGGCAUCUGGAGAAGUGGCGGCGCAUACUCAAGUACUCCGAGUGCUUCCUGAUGCUCAGUGAGUUCAUCAAGAUGAAGAUCUCCACGGUUAUGGAGAAGGUGGGCUGGACAGAUGAGGGCGAUGUGCCUGCCAGAUUGAUGCGACCCGAAGUUUUGCUGGCAUCGGUGCUGUGGGAGGACAUUGAUAGCAUAACCAAGGCCAAGAACAUGUUGAAUCAGUAUCUGUAUUACAAUGGAUCGGCCAUAGCGCCCAAUCUGAGAGAAGUGGUCUAUACGGGCUCCAUUCUCUCUGGGGAGUACAUCUAUUGGCAGCAUUGCUGGGAGCGCUUCGUGACCCUACAGCGGACAUCGGAGACAUUCGUGGAGCGAAUGCAAUUGCUGCGCGCUUUGGGCAGGACCAAGGAUGCCUGGCUGCAGAACCGCCUACUGUCGCACGUGACCAUGCUGCCCACCGAGGAGGUGGUGCAGGUGCUCAAGGCGAUUGCUGGCACGCCCACAGGUGGGGCCAUGGCCUGCCGCUUCCUGCAGGCCAAGUGGUUCGAGCUGGAGAAGCGACUGGGACAGGGAACGAUCAGCUUUGCCAAGGUGAUCUCCGCCAUCACCCAGUACGGAGCCACAAAGUUCGACUACGAUGAGCUUAAAUCGCUGGUACAUCGGUUUGGCCGGGGUCAAGGCAUGUCCGUGCUGAACAUGACCCUCAGCAGCGUGGCCUCCAAUGUCGAGUGGGUGGCCCGCUCCCAGACGUCGCUCUACAAGUGGGUGGAGAGCAACCUGCACUCGCACCGCCGAUAAAGGAACGAACCCCAAGGAAGAACGAACUUCUUCUCACACUCAUUUGUAAUUAUGUUCCUCUCAGACAGACGGAUGAUCUUCAGUGGAUUUUGAUUUCGCCGCGUAAACUAUGGAUCUAUAAUCUAUACCAUAUCAUUGCCAAUCUCCUUGGUUCUCUACUCUCAAACUCAACACACACACACACUAUUAUUUAGACCCCCUUCGAAACGAACUCAAAAGUGUAAAUUACGAUCGGUUGAUCGGGCAGUUCUACGAUCGAUACGAGAAUAGUUCUUAUAUGUAUGUGUAUAUCUAUUCCGAAUUGAGAAAAGAUACAUUUUUCUAUAUCUACAACUGAACACUAGGGUCUAUCUAUAUAUGUAUAUUGUAUAUGUAUGUAUAUUUUACAAACCAACAAAAACAUAUUUAGAGCAAUGUGGGAUAAAAGUAGUUCGUAAGCAGAAGAAAGAAACAAAACACAAAAACCAAACAACAUAUUUUUUCAGAAAAACUUAAAGAAAACCAACCCAAGAUCAACUAAGGAUUGCAUUCUAUAUGACAAACAAAACAAAACAAACAAAAACUCUGUAUAGCCUAUAUUGUAUAUUAGUAUUAGUGACCAGCGUGUGCAUGUGUAUGUGUGAGAGUGUAAGUGUGCGCGUGUGUGUUUUGAAAUAUCACAAAAAAUCUUCCUUUUUGUCCAAUCGAAAUUAACUUAUUUAAUAUUUAAUAAUUAUCCAACGGGAAAACUCCUGCCUGACACUAGAACAAAGAGAAAAGAUAACCGUAAAUCAGUUAUAGAAGAAAGACGGAAGCCUGCUCCAACAUAGAUUGGGAUUAUACAUACAAAUAUUAUACACUUCUGCACAUUUCAUACCUUCUGAUGUUAACCAAGUGCUGUUCGAGAUAGCAUAUACAAAUCGAUAUAAAACAAUAUGUAUUUAUUAUUUAUUGAGAACAAUUCGCAAAUUUAUUAUUAUCUUAAGCAGAAUUGGUGGAGAUUAAGAUAAAAUCUCACAGCAUGUUCUUACAUACUGAAUGGACAGCCAUAUAUAUUGUAUGUAUAAAUAUACCCACUCCCCUUUCAACUUCAGCUGAGAUAUUGGUUAACAUUAUCAAAUAGUUAGUUAGCAAUGAAGCCAACGGAGUCUCCCAAUGAGUUCUAGUGAUGUUCGGUAUCGUUAAGAAACAUUCCGUAGUUGCAUUUCGUGUGCUAAUUUUAAUCAAACUUGCUUGCCAAUACCAUAUAGCUGCCAUGGAAACACAAGUCUAAAAGAUAACUUAAAAUCGAAACGUACAUUAGAUCAAAUCGGUUAGCAUAGAGCACUCACAAGUAGCAAACGAUUGUUAGUUCAUUUGAAGUUCGUGAUGGUGUCAGGCAGGCAACAAAGAACAGAUUACAGAUUACCAAAUACCAUCAUAUGGAGAACCAACCAAAUAACAUGGCAUACGCGUACAUGCUGUAGUUUUGAUGGAACCCUAAACCCUAAAUAGAACCCAUGGAAGCAACCAAAAUUCGACACUCUUUAUUUACGCACUCGCAUAAGACAACCAAAAAACAAAACAAAAAACCAAAACAGAUUACGUUCCAAGACUACGAUUUAUGCUUUAAUUUGAGCAGUUUUACCAUUUAAUGAUACCGCGGCUUAUCAUUCGAGUGUUAGCCCUAAAGAUAGUCUUUUGGAUGGAUGGAUGGAUGGUGGUCGAUGUUUGUGUAAACUUUGGAAACCCGACGACUUCUGGUCGCUUGUCUUUUGGGGGCCGAUGGCAUGCCGGUUUGUGUUUAUUUAUACGUAUAAAUGGAAGUACGAAAAAGUCUUGCCAUUGGCAGCCAGCCCCGAUAAGAGCGCGGGCCAAGUGGCGAGAGAUUAGCUAUUCGGAGUAGCUGCAGAGGCGUAGAUAAGGAGAGACCCGAGGAGGGGUUUACUCAUCAAGAAACUACAUGGUAAAGAAAGAAGAGCAAACCCCCUUUGACCUCCACCCGAGAGGCAAGAGUCGAGUAUUUCCACGUCUCAAUCGCCAAUCUUCCUCUCUCUCUCUCUCUAACUAUUCAAAAACGUGUCCAAGGUUUAUGCAUUGUUGUUAGGCCAGGCAGUGGGGUAAUUUUUAGUAUGCUAAUUUGAGAUCUUUGAUUUCGUUUUCUUUUCUUUUUUGUUCGGGGGAGAGACUUGUCUCUUGGGAAACGAUAUGCUUGGCUUUAGAUACACUUAAGACUAACUCAAAGAUACUCGUACAUCGUACAUUCUUACAUCAAAGUCAAUCUGCUCAGAUACCAGAAUAUAUAUAGAAACAGAGAGAGACAAAAACCACAAGCAACUUUAUUAGCUAACGACAGAAAAUACAGAAGUAAAUACAAAACAAAAAAAACAAGUUUUUGGAGCGAUUUUACGGAUUUUCGACAAAUGUAUAAACCAAACAAGAAACCAAGAAAAAAAUGUGAAAAAUGAAAAACGAAAACAAACCCAAAAUAGAAGAGCACACACACAAAUUGGGAAGAUACACCCCAGAAGGUGAGGCAGAGAUUUAGAAAGUUUCGCGUAUUAUGCGGGAGAAUAUCAUUUGAUUUUUGUUGCAUCUUUGAACUUUUUUGUUUCCUUUUUCAACCAAUUUCAUCAUCUAAUUGUAUUGUAUGUAUCCUCGUAAUGCAUAUCCGUCCACAGAUUUGAUUGAUAUUACAUAUUUGGGUUCCGCUUAGUUCAUCAAAAGAUCACACACACACAGAGAACCUUCCCCACAGACCCAUGUCCCGUCCAAGCAACACCCUUUCUUAAAAAUCCAACCCUCCUCCCAAAAAAA
This is a messenger RNA of Drosophila subobscura, 6615 nucleotides long. RefSeq names its product endoplasmic reticulum aminopeptidase 2. NCBI's taxonomy places the organism in Eukaryota, Metazoa, Arthropoda, Insecta, Diptera, Drosophilidae. Gene Ontology annotation, cellular component: cytoplasm. The transcript is spliced from 13 exons. Gene Ontology annotation, biological process: peptide catabolic process; proteolysis. The record is from RefSeq and is a predicted model, not a curated record. Gene Ontology annotation, molecular function: zinc ion binding; metalloaminopeptidase activity; peptide binding. The coding region runs from base 568 to 3840 and encodes 1090 amino acids.